Molecule: messenger RNA, 619 nt
Organism: Paramecium primaurelia
Lineage: Eukaryota; Ciliophora; Oligohymenophorea; Peniculida; Parameciidae
Source: the annotation of a GenBank genome assembly
AUGAUUUAAAAUAAUUGGUGUUAAGGAGAAAUAUAUAAUAUUUCAGGAAGACAAGGGUUUUAUAGCUAUUACUGGUUGUUUGAAAAAACAACUUUUUAAAUCAAAUUUACAAAUGAUUCAGAAAUCAUCUACUCUCAAUUUGGAAAUAUAUUAAGAACGUAAUGAUAAUAAUAUUGACAAGAGAAGAUAAAAAGAACAAAACUAUUAUAAUGACAAAUUUGGAAUAAAUUAAGCAUCUUAAAUGGGAAGGGGAAUAUGGAAUUAAUAAUGUGUAGACUGGUAAAUGGAUUGCAUUUUGGAAAGGAAAAUAAUUAGAUGUAGGAGGAGAGUAUAAUGAGAAUGGAUUGAAAAUAGGAAAGUGGAUUGAAUUAUUUGAAAAUUAUUGGGAGUAAUAAUUAUCAAUUUAAAUAGAUAUUCACCAGUUACAUAUAUUGGAGAAUAUUAAGAUGGAAAUAAAUAAGGAAUAUGGGAUACAUUUUAUGAAAAAUAGAAAAUGUAAUAAUUAAUAAAUUGAAAUUGUUUAGAGGAGGAGGUAGUUAUUAAAAUGGUAAUAAAAUUGGUAACUGGAUUGAUUUAUAUGAAAAUUAUUAUUGGUUAUAAUAUUAUAUAUAUUAUUAGC